Selaginella moellendorffii is the source of this 1475-nucleotide messenger RNA. RefSeq lists its product as uncharacterized. The transcript has 9 exons. The coding region runs from base 306 to 1067 and encodes 253 amino acids. The record is from RefSeq and is a predicted model, not a curated record. Lineage: Eukaryota; Viridiplantae; Streptophyta; Lycopodiopsida; Selaginellales; Selaginellaceae.
UUGACGUGGCAUUUCCCCAGGUGGCUUGGCGCCUCCUCAAAGCACGAAGACCGGGACGGCGAGCAAUCGAUCGCGAUCGAGCGGGGAGAGCUCGGGCGGGGAUCGCCCGGUGGGUUGGAGCUUGCGGCGUCGCAAAUCCGUGCUCUCCGAGUGAGCCGUUCUUGGCCUUGGCAAUCCGGUAAAUAUUUUGUGAUCUUCCACGCUGGGCGCUGCUGGUGUCAUUGCGCGAUCGAUCGCUCGAGCUCCCUCCAAUAUCCAUCGAUCGCAGAGAGAGGGAGCAGCAAGAGAAAGACGUAGUGUCUACGAUGAUGGGGCACUCCAACGAUCCUCGCGAUUCACCAAUGCCCGACAUAGACAUGAUCGUUCCCUCGUCUCCAACGCACAGCCAGAAAUCCACGUUUGGUCCACAAGUUCUGUCGCACAGGCUCACUGGACCAUUCACUCUCUUUGGAACUUCCGAUCGCGUGAACAUGGAGAAGAUAUACAUUGACAAGGAACUCAAUAAGUUGAUUCCGGGGAACAACAGCCCAGGACCAAUCUACAAUUCUCUAUCGUCUAUCGGCAAGCAAGUCGAAUCUAUCAAUGGCAAUGCACCGUGCUUGACUUUUGGACGGGAUAAGCGGUGGAAGGGAAGGCGCUCUACAGGCGUUCCUGGUCCUGGAGCCUAUGAGGAUAAAGUCACGGCAUUUGGAAAUCAGUGUGUAUCGUCCAAGCAGUCACCAGAGAAGACUGACUUUGGAAAGGCUACGAGGGAGCAGACGUAUAAGAUUGAAGAGAAGGCGAGAUUUAUCUCUCCAGGUCCAGUGAGAUGUGACGAAAGAUCCUCCAUUGGCAGCCAGAUCCAUUCUGCAAACUCCACAGCUCCAAAGUUUCGAUUUGGCCACGAGAGACGCUUUAGAGUACGUCUCCUCGGAAGUAAAAACAAAGAAAGAAGAUGGGAAUGGGGGAGAAUGCAGACUCGGGUGAUCAACAAGUUAUCGUUGUGUGUGUUCUUCUUCUUCAGGAGGGGCCUAUUUCAGAAGGUUCGACUCCUGGAGCUGGACGCUAUGAUUGCCUCAGUUCGGUAGGCAAGCAGCACGAGUCCAAGAAGGGGAACUCGCCGUCCUACUCGAUUGGAAUUGCAACCAGGCAGAACCGAGAGAAGGUUUUCCUGUCCAAAGAACACGAUAAGUCACAUUUUGGCGAGAUUUCUCCUGGGCCAGCCGGGAACUACAGAGUACGAUCGUCACUGGGUCACCAGCCAAACUCAAGAAACUCAUCCGCCUCGGCAUUUAAGUUUGGAUCAGAGCAGCGUUUUAAACCAUACUCGGACGAUCGUCCAGGCCCGGGUGCCUACGACACAUGAUUCGCGGCUUAGCUCAGCGGGUGAGAAAAACUUUUGUUUUUCCUUGUUUCGUUCUUGUUGGUGGGAGCCUAUCUGCUGACGAGAGGUAUCGCAAAAAUUUAUAUUUCACUAUAAAAAGCUAUUUUGUCCA